Molecule: messenger RNA, 580 nt
Organism: Erigeron canadensis
Lineage: Eukaryota; Viridiplantae; Streptophyta; Magnoliopsida; Asterales; Asteraceae
Product: 60S ribosomal protein L35a-1
Exons: 5
Coding region: 79-417 (112 amino acids)
Biological process (GO): cytoplasmic translation; ribosomal large subunit biogenesis
Cellular component (GO): cytosolic large ribosomal subunit; ribosome
Molecular function (GO): structural constituent of ribosome
Source: RefSeq, a predicted model, not a curated record
AUCUAGGGUUUAUUCUUUCUUCAUCACCACCGCUGGUAAGCCGUCACUCAUACGAAUCAAGCAGCAGCAGCAGCAAAAAUGGUGAAAGGCCGUCAAGGUGAACGCGUCAGACUCUACACAAGGGGCACCAUCCUUGGCUACAAGAGGUCAAAGUCAAACCAGUAUCCAAACACAUCAUUGGUGCAAGUAGAAGGAGUGAACACGAAAGAGGAAGUGGGAUGGUACCAAGGGAAGCGAUUGGCGUACAUUUACAAGGCCAAAGUGAAGAAAAACGGGUCUCAUUAUCGUUGCAUUUGGGGUAAAAUCACCAGGCCCCAUGGUAACACUGGUAUUGUCCGUGCCAAGUUUACCUCCAACCUUCCUCCCAAAUCCAUGGGAUCGAGGGUUAGGGUGUUCAUGUACCCAAGCAAUAUUUAAGUUUCAAUGAAGAGAAGUAUGGAUUAUGUUGCUGCUGGUCGAUUAGCUGUUUUUGUAGUAGUUGUUUUUAAUAUUUCUGAUGCAAGAUUUUUAUUUUUCGAAUGGAAUUGUGGUAGACAUUUAAAAUAUCUUGUACCUUCAUCUAAAAGAAUGCGGUUCAGUA